AUGGCAGAAACCUACCCCAUCGGCUCCCGGAGCGACUGCGAACGAAUGGUUCGAGAAUGGGGAUUCGGGCAUGUCUUCACCUGGUCUGAUGGAAGCAACUCCCACUACACACCACACUCUCACUGUGGCCUAACAACCCAUCUCAUUCGCCAAGGGACCCUGACAAUCACGUACCCCGAUGACAACGCCCAACUGCACAAUGGGGAGGUGAAGAAGGAGACAUUUGGCGUGGGUGCUCGAGUUGAUGUCCCCGCUGGGAAGCUACAUGAGGUUUGGAUUGGACCGGAGGGAUGUGAGUAUGUGAUUGGGGAGUGA
This is a messenger RNA of Aspergillus affinis, 315 nucleotides long. RefSeq lists its product as uncharacterized. The record is from RefSeq and is a predicted model, not a curated record. The coding region runs from base 1 to 315 and encodes 104 amino acids. The transcript has 2 exons. Lineage: Eukaryota; Fungi; Ascomycota; Eurotiomycetes; Eurotiales; Aspergillaceae.